This is a messenger RNA of Eremomyces bilateralis CBS 781.70, 1257 nucleotides long. RefSeq lists its product as uncharacterized. The coding region runs from base 473 to 1156 and encodes 227 amino acids. Lineage: Eukaryota; Fungi; Ascomycota; Dothideomycetes; Eremomycetales; Eremomycetaceae. The record is from RefSeq and is a predicted model, not a curated record. The transcript has 2 exons.
ACGCUUUGUGGUAUGCCUCAGGACCAUCAAUCUGUGCCCUCCAGAGUCCAGUUGCUCUACUUGCCUUGGCUUCGGAAAUUCAUAACAGCGUGGACCAUCAUGAUCAUUCGGCCUUGUUGAAUCUGUUUUGCUUUGUCCUCGACGUCCUGGAACGGACGCAUUCGCUGCGAGAACAAAGGCAGUACCUGUAACUGCUAUCACGAUGUCAUAUUCCACCGACUUCAAGAUGCAGCUUCUUGUACUCGAGACACUAAACGGUAUAUGGAGUUCAAGUUACUCGGGAUAUUGGACCAAGAUACAUGUACUAUCACUUUAUCAGGAUGUUCAUGUUCCAGGUUCUGCCUUUGAAUUGCUUUGUUAGAGUGGGUCCACGCACUCAUUUCGACCGGUCACGUUUUCACCCCUUGCGUGAACCGUUGCUCCGAAGAUCUGUCCAUCAAGUUCAAAGAACAGUUGCUCAACUUUUAGAUUAAUGUCUGAAAUCCAGUCACUCAAGCACCAGCUACCGAAAGGCUAUGUUAUUCUCCCCAAGGGGGAUAGGUACUUGAGCCUUCAUUGUCGUAAACAGUCAUUAGAGCUGGGAAAGGACAUCUACAUUAUCACCGAUAGAAAAGGAGUUCGACAGGGCCUAGGAGUUCCGCAUCAUGUCCUUAAGGAGGUGGAAGCCCUUGCAAAAGCCACCGCGCAGUCACGUCUCGACGCUGUCAUCCAAAAAGAUCGAAGGCUGAUUACAACAGCACGAUUGAUGGUCGAGAAAUUGUAUCCCAAAAUGCCGGCAGACGAGGUGCAAACCUGUCUUAAUCACGCAUUCCACAAAGGAUCCGGUCGGGUUGGUCGGAGCACCACCCUUCGAGGCGAUUCAAGCGAAAAGCUCAAAUUCAAAGUCUGUCUCGCCGUGGCUGCUUAUAUCCGACAUGAGCAUACUCUGUAUGAUUCUCUACUUUGCCAUGGUAUUCUACGGGAGGAAGCUCGACAACAGGUUGAAGGCGACAUGAAUGAAGUGCUACUUCGAUGGAGAAGUGAAUCGAAGGAGCCGACGGUGGAGCGAAAAGUAAAGUCCGCGGCGAAGACAAUACAAAAGCCCAAAGCACUCACGACGAGACCUCGUAUCCGACCGAAAUCGAAGCCCAAUUUACGGAGAAACCGCAAGUUGUGAAUCAGGAACUGCCGUCUAACCGAUGGUUCAUGAUAGUUUUUCGCUUAUGCAGCCAUUUCAUGUUCCAAGUCAAGUCCCUGUUACCCAUCUCUCGCUCAUAU